This is a messenger RNA of Uncinocarpus reesii 1704, 3609 nucleotides long. Its product is annotated as DNA-directed RNA polymerase III 130 kDa polypeptide. Gene Ontology annotation, molecular function: DNA binding; DNA-directed RNA polymerase activity; ribonucleoside binding. Gene Ontology annotation, biological process: DNA-templated transcription. The record is from RefSeq and is a predicted model, not a curated record. NCBI's taxonomy places the organism in Eukaryota, Fungi, Ascomycota, Eurotiomycetes, Onygenales, Onygenaceae. The transcript has 4 exons. The coding region runs from base 1 to 3609 and encodes 1202 amino acids. Gene Ontology annotation, cellular component: RNA polymerase III complex.
AUGCCCCCGAAGAAACGAGCACCAGCGUCUGCGCACACCAACGUGCCCGAUGCACCUGAGGAGAAUCUCAAACGGAGACGGGCUACAGCCCCGAAAGCGACCGCCACAAAGAGCCAACCCCAAAAGGGCGGAGCUGGGACUGGCGGAAAGAGUAGCAAAGGCAGGGGUCGUGAUCCAUUUUAUUACAGUAAAUCCCUAACCGAUCCUAUCAACACCGAAAAGGAUAAAUGGAACCUUCUUCCCGCCUUUCUGAAAGUGAAGGGCCUCGUCAAGCAGCAUAUCGACUCGUACAACUAUUUUGUGGAGGUACAGCUGAAAAAAAUCGUGCAGGCGAGCGCUGAAAUCCGGAGUGAUGUAGAUCCGAAUUUCUAUAUUAGAUUCCAUGAUAUAUACCUCGGCAGCCCAAGGCGGGCGGAUGAAGAACAGUCAGAAGAUACGCGUUUCAAAGUCGAAUCUACGAUUACCCCCAACGAAUGCCGAUUACGAGAUAUGACCUACGCUGCUCCGAUCUUGGUCGAUUUUGAAUACGUCCGCGGCCGUCAACGGGUAAAGCGGAAUGGAACUGCAAUUGGUCGCAUGCCUGUCAUGCUUCGAAGCUCCAAAUGUGUUCUUUCGAAGAAGUCGCCGGGCGAAAUGUAUCAAUUACAUGAGUGCCCUUUGGAUCCAGGUGGUUAUUUUAUCGUGAACGGGACCGAAAAGGUCAUUCUUGUGCAGGAGCAGUUGAGCAAGAACAGAGUCAUUGUUGAAACGGAUCCGAAGAAAGAGAUCGUUCAGGCUUCUGUGACAAGUUCCUCGAACGAGCGGAAAUCUAAGAGCUAUAUCAUCCUCAAAAAGGACCGAAUAUACUUGCGACAUAACGUCCUUAGUGAUGACGUACCAAUUGUUAUCAUACUAAAAGCAAUGGGGAUACAGUCUGACAAAGAAAUGUUACUUCUAGUUGCCGGAGUGGACAGCGUAUACCAGGAGGAUUUCGCGAUCAAUUUCGAAGAGUCAAUCAAACUAGGGAUAUAUACACAACAACAAGCGUUGGAAUACCUCGGUUCACAUAUCAAAAUCAUGCGAAAACCGAACAGUUUUGGUGGCGUCCGUCGAAAUUAUAUCCAGGAAGCUGUCGAGGCUAUUGCAUCUGUCAUUAUAUCCCAUGUUCAAGUUGAAAAUAUGAAUUUCCGGCCGAAAGCGCUUUACGUUGCUCACAUGGCGCGCCGCGUUUUGAUGGCAAAGCACGAUCCUAGCUUAGUCGAUGAUCGCGACUAUGUUGGCAAUAAGCGGUUGGAGUUGGCUGGCCAACUUCUCGCGCUAUUGUUUGAAGACUUGUUCAAAAAGUUUUGUUUCGAUAUUAAGAUGAACAUUGACAAAGUUCUAAAGAAACCCGUACGAACCGAAGCGUUUGAUGCCUUUAGCGUGGUUGCGAUCCACGGGAACCAUAUCACGCAGGGCAUGAAUCGUGCCAUCUCAACGGGCAAUUGGAGUCUCAAACGAUUCCGUAUGGAACGUGCUGGAGUCACCCAUGUGCUGAGCCGGCUAAGUUAUAUUUCUGCAUUGGGUAUGAUGACCCGAAUAUCCAGUCAGUUUGAAAAAACUCGAAAGGUCAGCGGUCCUCGAGCCCUGCAGCCGUCGCAGUUUGGUAUGCUUUGCCCUGCGGAUACUCCCGAAGGUGAAGCCUGCGGUCUCGUUAAGAAUCUUGCUCUUAUGACGCACAUCACCACUAACGACGAGGAAGAGCCGGUGCGAAAGCUGGUUUACGCUUUGGGUGCUGAAGAUGUGCAGGCUGUGGGCGGACGGGAAUUUUAUGGUCAAGGUGCAUAUAUAAUAUUCCUGAACGGUUCGCCCAUCGCUUUAACCAGACGGCCGAAAUUUUUUUUGAAUUCAUUCCGGCGCUUGCGACGAAUGGGACGAGUGUCGGAGUUCGUCAGCAUAUACAUCAAUCACCAUCAGAGCGCAAUGCACAUCGCGACAGAUGACGGUCGAAUUUGUCGUCCACUAAUAAUCGUUGAGAAGCAGAAAUCAAGGGUUACAGCUGAUCAUUUAUCUCAGCUACGGAGUGGCGAAAUGGAAUUCGAUGACUUCCUGGCUCAAGGCCUCGUUGAAUAUCUCGAUGUAAACGAAGAAAACGAUUCUUAUAUUUCUGUUUACGAGAGAGAGAUAAAUGAAAAUACAACACACCUGGAAAUCGAACCUUUCACCAUUCUCGGUGCUGUUGCCGGCCUUAUUCCUUAUCCACAUCACAAUCAAUCACCCCGAAAUACGUAUCAAUGCGCCAUGGGUAAACAAGCCAUAGGCGCUAUUGCUAACAAUCAGUUUCUCCGCAUCGAUUCCUUGCUUUAUACCAUGGUCUAUCCUCAGAAACCCAUGGUCAAAACUAGGACCAUCGAGCUCGUCAAAUAUGAUCGCUUACCCGCUGGACAAAGCGCCACGGUUGCCGUUAUGAGUUACUCAGGAUACGAUAUCGAGGACGCUUUGGUAUUGAACAAAGCGUCGGUUGAUCGUGGAUUCGGCCGCUGCCAGGUGUUUCGUAAAUAUUCAGCCAACCUAAAGAGUUAUUCAAAUGGGACGAAAGAUAGGCUAUUGGGACCUGACCGCGAGAAUGGCGCUCCUAUUCGCAAACACGCUCUCCUUGAUAGCGAUGGACUGGCGGCCGUGGGCGAGAAAGUGAGCAGCGGCGAAGUUUAUAUCAAUAAAGUCACGCCAGAAAACGCUUUGUCUUCUGGGAUCACUGGCUCAGACGCUGGUGGGCCGAUUGCAUACAUUCCAUCACCUCAAACAUACAAGCUUCCCGAUCCGAGUUACAUAGACAAGGUUAUGAUCUCAACAACGGAGGGAGAAAACCAACUUCUCAAGGUACAAACGCGACAAACCCGCCGUCCAGAGGUCGGCGAUAAAUUCUCCUCGCGCCAUGGACAAAAGGGUGUUGUGGGAAUCAUCGCCGAGCAAGCUGACAUGCCCUUCACGGACCAAGGCAUUGUCCCAGACAUAAUCAUGAACCCGCAUGGUUUCCCGUCUCGUAUGACAGUGGGAAAAAUGCUUGAGCUCGUGGUCGGCAAAGCUGGCGUCCUCUCAGGCCAAUUCGGCUACGGUACGCCCUUUGGCGGCAGCCCCGUCGAGGAAAUGUCGGCCAUUCUCGUUUCCAAGGGCUUCAGCUACGGCGGCAAAGACUAUCUUACCUCCGGCAUCACCGGCGAACCUCUUCCCGCGUAUGUGUUUACCGGACCGAUUUACUACCAGAAACUCAAGCACAUGGUCCAAGAUAAAAUGCACUCCCGCGCUCGCGGUCCGCGAGCCAUUCUCACACGCCAACCCACAGAAGGUCGAUCGCGCGAUGGUGGGCUUCGCCUCGGCGAGAUGGAACGUGAUUGCCUCAUCGCGUACGGCACCAGUCAGCUAUUGCUGGAGCGGCUGAUGAUUUCGUCUGAUCGCCAUGAAGUUGAUGUGUGCGAGAACUGUGGGUUUAUGGGCUACUUGGGGUGGUGUCAGCGGUGCAAGACGUCAAGGGGCGUGGUGAAGAUGGCGAUCCCGUAUGCAGCGAAGUUGCUGGUUCAAGAGCUUUUUAGUAUGAAUGUCGUUGCGCGGUUCAAGCUUGCUGAUGAGUUCCCCGAGGAGAGAGGGAUGUAA